AUGUCCGCGCUCUGUGAAGACUCUGGUCAGGGGCGUGUGAGCAGCAAAGCGGCGCAAAUUGUGAGCAACCACGCUGCGUGGCGUGCGGCUAACAGGGAGAAGCGUACACGCCUGAAGGCGAUCAUAGAGGCGAAGAAGUACGGGCGUAAUCCUGACGAUGAAGAACAGCCGGCCAGCGGGGCAAAUCGAGACGCAACCGCGAAUCCUGAGCAGACGCAUGCUGAUCAUGUUGAAAGCGAGGAACCCGUCGGUGGCCCCUCUACCCGGACGGACAAUCGGCCAGCUCACGAGCCCCGGGGCGAUGAUAACUUUGAUUAUUCAAAUGACUUUUCCACCAGUCGAUACAACGUUCAGGUCAGAAUUGGUGCCAAUGGGGAGACCAUCAUCGACGAGGAGUCGCUUUUCGUCAGUAGAAAUGAGGAAGACGAGACGGAGAACUAUACGCAUGUAGAAGAGUCGGACACGACGAAGUUCGUGAAUUCGCAGUCGUACAGCAAGAAGGCGCGGGGAUCUCGGUGGAGUGCGGAGGAGACGGAGCUGUUCUACGAUGCAUUGUCGCAAUUCGGCGAGAACUACGAACUCAUUUCGUACAUACUGCCAGGACGGGAUCGCAAAGCGUGCAAAAACAAGUUUAAGGCGGAAGACAAGAAGAGCCCUGCCAGGAUUACAUACUGUCUGACAAACCGCAGACCAUUCGACAUCGCGACGUUGUCUCGUAUGACGGGCAAGGACUUUUCUGGACCAACGCCCGUUAUCAGGGCACCAACGCCCCUGCGGUCCAGUCAGCUGGACACAGGUCAACCAACUGAAACGCCUGAUUCGCCAGCUGCGGUGAGAAAACAGAGCAGAACUCCAGGUCCGAGCGAUUAUGCGGAAGAAGUUCUUGGAAACAUCGACGAUGAGAGCAUGGCCUUCGAGGACGUCGUAGUUGAGGCGUAG
Messenger RNA from Postia placenta MAD-698-R-SB12, 939 nucleotides. RefSeq lists its product as hypothetical. Gene Ontology annotation, biological process: RNA polymerase III preinitiation complex assembly. Gene Ontology annotation, molecular function: TFIIIC-class transcription factor complex binding. Bases 1 to 939 code for a protein of 312 amino acids. Lineage: Eukaryota; Fungi; Basidiomycota; Agaricomycetes; Polyporales; Adustoporiaceae. The record is from RefSeq and is a predicted model, not a curated record. Gene Ontology annotation, cellular component: transcription factor TFIIIB complex. The transcript is spliced from 3 exons.